CCCAAACAAAACACAGCUGACGACGUUGGCGUUUCUCAGUUGAUUCUCAACUGUUCGGCCGGUCGGUCUCUCUGCGGAGAACAGCAACAAAGCUCGUGGGAGCACAAAUCCCGCUAAGCAGUGACAAUUAUUUUGAGUGUACCGUUAGCCGUUUAAUAACAAAAAAGCGCGCGCUGUGAAUUGUUUUUUUUUUUUGAAAGUCUUAUCUUUUUUUUUUUUGAAGUUAAAAAAAACCACAAAAAAACAACAAAAAAAUGUAUGAAUGAAUAUUUUUUUUGUGCUGAAAACUUGCUGCGUUUGCGAUUUACAAAAAUAUAUUAAAUACAAAAACAAAUAUAUAUAUUUAAACAAAAAAAAAAACAAAAACAACUAAGUCCAAUCAAAGGCGAUAAAGUAAACAAAAGAAAGAAACAAUAAUAAUACAACAACAACAGCGGCCAGAUACCGCGAAAAGUCGUAAAGAAAAGAAACCCCCCCUUAGUAAUCACCAUCAGGGGCAGCAGCAAGCGCGGCACCAUCAUGCUGCCGCAGCAGUACUGCCUCCGGUGGAAGUACCACCAUAGCAAUCUCCAGACCAUGUUCUCACAGCUCCUGGAUCGCGGCUGCUUCUGCGAUGUGACCCUGGCCUGUGAGGGUCAACUGAUCCGCGCCCAUCGGGUCGUCCUGUGCGCCUGCAGCACCUUCUUCGACACGGUCCUCUCCAACUAUGCCAGCGAACGGGAUCCGAUCAUCAUCAUGAAGGACGUGACCUUUGCCGAGGUCAAGUGUCUCAUCGAGUUCAUGUACAAGGGCGAGAUCAAUGUGGAGCAUGCCAGUCUCCCUUCGCUCCUGAAAACCGCCGAUGACCUCAAGAUCAAAGGUCUGGCCGAGGUCACUUGGCGCGAUGAUGAGGAUGGCCCUCCACCGCCCAUGGCCGCCGCCGAAUUCCACUCACCGCCGCGUACCCUGGCCGAGAGCUACGCCCAGGACCUAAUCCUCCAGCAACAGCAGCAGCAGGCGGCGGCGGCGGCGGCGGCGCCUCCAGGACAGCUCCACAGUUCCACAUUGUUGGACAGAGAAAGGGAGAGGGACAGAGAACGUGAGCGGGACAGGGAGCGAGAGCGGGAGCGUUUGUCGCCCGGCAUGGAGAGUGUCCUGGGCAGAAUGCCGGUGAUGGCGCCCGGACAUCCGGCAGCAACAGGACCCUCUGGAUCCCUGGAGGGCAGUGCUCCGGUGGAGCAUUAUUUGGGGCCGAAACGCAAGCGGGGACGUCCGCCACUAGACGAUGCCUAUGAUGUGUUCAAUGUACGCAAGCUGGCCCAGUAUGCCGCCAAUCUGGAGCCCGCCCAGCGCGCCUACUUGGAGACGGCUCGCCACUUCGCCGAGGAGCCACCGCUGGUGACCGCCCAUGCUGCUGCCGCCGCUGUUGCUGCUGUUGCUGCCACAUCGCUGGCCUCCCCGCCCGCCGCCUGCCCGCCCAAACAGCGACAAAGGUUGCGCCACCAACAACAGCAGCAACAACAACAACAGCAGCAACAGCAGCAGCAGCUCCUUCAAGCGGAAACUGCCACCGAGCAGGAUGCGGGUGGUGGCACCCACGAAUGGUCAGCCGGAGAGACACGUCGCACACCCACACCCAAGAUACCCAACGACGAGAAGCCGGAAAUCGAUUUGUCCGGAGGUGGCGGUGGCGGUGGCGGUGGUGAUGAGGCGGAUUCGGAAGUAACGCCAUUGGGUAGGAAGCCGGAGAAGAUGAGCGAACGGCGAGAACGCCACGGAAAGCUGCGUCAUGCCAGGCGCUUAUACGGCGGAGAGCGAGAGAAGCCCGCCGAGGAGCCGGAUCAGGAGCGGGAAAGGGAGCGUGAAAGAGACAGGGAGGAGCGGGAGAGCGGGAAAGAGACGGACGAGGCCAAUCUGCCACAGCCCGUGGAGGAGAUAGAGAACGAGCAUUUGGUGGCCAAUCGAUCAGAGUCGCCCCGUUCCGGCAGCCUAAUCCCGGCCAGCUUUGCCAGCAAGUACGAGGCGGGAGGCAGUACCGCCGCCGCUGCCGCCGUAGGAUCAGGAACCCCAGCCUCCUAUCUCAUCAACGAGCACGGCCUGCUGAUGGCCCACGAGUUUGGCCCGAAUGUGGCAGCGAGUGCUGCGGCUGCCACCGCCGCUGUGGCAGUUGCCGCCGCCGCCGCUGUGGUGGCCAGUGCCGCCAGUGGUAAUGGAAACCCCAGUGGCGGUCAGGAGCCCGGUGGCAGUGGCCUCGGCGACUAUCCGGACAUCAAGCUGGAGGAUUAUGAUGCCGCCGAACUGCGUCUCACCAACGAGGAGCUCACCCAGUGGCAGGAUGUCAUCAAAAUGGACGACUAUCUGGCGAAGGGCCGGCGUCCGCAGUUCUGGGAGGAGCCAUUCACUAAGAGGGUCCUCGAUGCCAUUAAAAACAAAAGACUCGAAAUGAAAAAGGCAGCUCGCAUUUUGGGCGUCUCGUACGGAACCCUGUACGGUCGCUACCGGGAGGUCUAUGGCUGCCUCAAGCAUCCCUACAGUGGCACUGCCUUUAGGAACUCGGGAUCAACGGCUGCCGGACAACUGGCCGGAGUACAGCCCCGAUUCGAUCUGGGUUUUCGUAAUGGAGGCGUUCUGCCAGCUCAACUGGUCACGAAUCCGUAUUUGCAGAGCUGGGCAAGCUGAAGAAGGAUCUAAGCGAGCUGUGGACCCGGCCGCAGAUUUGAGGACCAGCCACCGUCGACAUUGCCACAACUUCUUCGAAAAAAUCGCAGAAAAAUCUCAAAAGACGCCACAGGCUAAUUUAAGGGAUUUAAUUAAAAACAAAAAAAAAACUACAAACUACAAAAAUGAAAGUAAACCCAAAGGAUCUGGAUAAAGAAAUGAAAAAGACAGCUUAAGCCCGGAUUUUUGUGAACGAGGCUAUCGUAAUGAACCUUUCCUGAAGAAAUUCCCACUUUGAUUUGUUGUUUUCUUCGUGUUACAACUACAAACUGAUCUUCUAUAUAUUAGAAUCUUAAAAUACAUUUAAAGAAUAACUAAAAAAAAAAAAAUCAUAUAAAUAUAUAUUAUAAUACAUACGUCUAUAUAUACAUAACGCACGCGUCGAUUAGUUAAUUGAAACUACAUAUAUAAUUAUAAAGACACAAAACAAAACUAAUCGUUUUCGGAGAGGUAUUAAUUGGCAUUCAAUGUGAAUGAAAUACGAAAAGAAUUCUUUUUUUGUAGUGAAAUUCAACAUUAAAACAAACUAUGAAAUCUAGUUAAUCUAUAAUAUUAAAUGCAAGUAAAUAAAGUGAAUUUUUUGAUAAGCUAAUGGAAACGAACACAAACAAUAUGUAUUACAUACAAAAAAUAUGUUUAAAACUGAAAUAAAAUAAUAUCUAUUAAAGAAA
Molecule: messenger RNA, 3368 nt
Organism: Drosophila ananassae
Lineage: Eukaryota; Metazoa; Arthropoda; Insecta; Diptera; Drosophilidae
Product: protein hunchback
Exons: 7
Coding region: 520-2658 (712 amino acids)
Biological process (GO): regulation of transcription by RNA polymerase II
Cellular component (GO): nucleus
Molecular function (GO): protein binding; DNA binding
Source: RefSeq, a predicted model, not a curated record